AUGAAAUGUUGAAUUGUUAUGAAUGGUCAUUGCGAUGGAACUGGAACUAAGAUUGAGUUGGCAAUGGUUUGUGCAGGCAGACGGAGGAAGGCGAUAGUGAUCGCGAAAACAUGGCCGACGAAAGGAGAGCUCACCCUGACUGUAUAAAUGCGACGAAUCCUUACCAUGAGUGUGUAGAGUAUUGCUUCAAGAAGAUUGCAGAAGCUAAGCCUAGAGCAGAGUUCAAGCAAGCUCAAGCUGGUAAUGAUCAAGCCAAUGAAAGGACAGAGAAGCUUGUCGAAAGACCAGAUUCUAACGAUGAUGAUGAUAGCCACAGUGACAAAAAUGACCAAGGUGUGGAGGAAUUCCCGGAAGAAGAUGUUACUAAACUUACCGGAAGGCGGAAAAAGCUGUACGAGUUGAAGCGUAAGAUGUAUGAGGCGAAGAAAGCCAAUCAAAUGGCAAUGGUGGCUGAAAAGAAGAGAUUGGAACCUCCUCAAGAGUCUCGAGGUAUUUCCAAACAAAAAUGGCUCGAGGAGAGGAAGAGGAAGAUCGGUAAACUUCUUGAUGCAAAUGACUUGGACAUGACAAAGGCAUAUAUGCUGGAUACACAAGAGGCAGCAGAAGUCAAGUACAAGAAAUGGGACAAAGAUCCUGCUCCAUUUGGUUGGGAUGUUUUCAAUCAGAAGACUCUGUAUAAUGCAUAUAAGAAGAGGACAAAGAAUGUUAAUGUGGAUCUAGAAGAGUAUAACAAGAUGAAAGAAGCCGAUCCUGAGUUCUACCGGGACGCCUCAAGUCUUCAAUACGGAAAGGCACCAAAGAUCUCAGAGGAUAAGGUUGACAGAAUGGUGAAGGAACUCAAGGACCGGGAUGCGAAGCGCGGAUCAUUCAGCCGAAGGAGGAGAUUCCAUGAAGAGAAGGAUAUCGACUCGAUCAACGAUCGUAAUGAGCACUUCAACAAGAAGAUCGAGCGAGCCUUCGGUAAAUACACGCUGGAAAUUAAGAACAAUCUGGAGAGAGGAACUGCACUGCCCGACUAAACAAUGCCUCACUCUCUCAGAGGUGGGGGCUGUUUUGUGUAAGCCUGCACAAGUACACAGUUUCUGGCGUUGUUUAUGAAAUUGAGUGGUCCUUGAACUAUAGAAUUCAGGGAGUGUGCUUUUCAAUUUCCUCAACUGAACGAAUGA
This is a messenger RNA of Linum tenue, 1166 nucleotides long. Lineage: Eukaryota; Viridiplantae; Streptophyta; Magnoliopsida; Malpighiales; Linaceae. The record is from the annotation of a GenBank genome assembly.